ACCUCAUUUUAAAUCCAACCCCCCCUUUACCCACUCUGCCUACCUCUCCAACUACAGUUCUCUCUCUCUCUCUCUCUCUUUCUCUCACUCACAAACUCACUCACUCUUGACUUGCAUUUCUUUCUCUUGCUCACAGUUUCUCACUCUCAUGGCCACUGAAGAAACCCCUAAUCCUCCUCCACCGCUUCAAUCUCAAACUCUUCCACCUUCAACUCUACCGCUUUAUCCUGAGAUGAUUAUGACAGCAGUGGAGGCGCUGAACAACGAGGCGAACAAAUCGGCUAUUUCGAAGCACAUAGAGACGGCCUACCCGAAUAUCCCGGCGACUCACUCGACUCUACUGUCGCACCACCUCAACAAGAUGAAGCAGAGCGGCCAGCUCGUUCUCGUCAAGAACAACUACAUGAAGCCGGACCCCAACGCGCCGCCGAAGCGCGGUCGUGGCCGUCCACCCAAGCCGAAGGCGCCGAUGUCUCCCGGCGCCGUGGCGUCUCCUCCUAGGCCCAGAGGCCGUCCGCCUAAGCCCAGAGACCCUUUUGCUCCGGUGCCUUCGCCUACUAAGAAAGCGGCGUCGUCCGGCUCCGGAAGGCCACGUGGCCGUCCUCCUAAGAAGGUCAAGACCGCGGCUUCUUCGGCUCCUGCUGUGGCUCCGACCGGCGGCUCGCCGAGAGGGAGAGGAAGGCCUCCUAAGGUCAAGCCGGCUGUCGCGCCAGUUGGGUGUUGAGUUCAGCUCGGCUCAGAGCUGACUAAAGACUGAAGAGAAGGAGAGAGAAUUUUUUUUCUUUUUUUAAUAUUAGUUUAGUCUCUGCUAAUUGAUGUUUUUUUUUUUCC
This is a messenger RNA of Quercus lobata, 831 nucleotides long. RefSeq names its product HMG-Y-related protein B-like. The transcript has 2 exons. The record is from RefSeq and is a predicted model, not a curated record. Gene Ontology annotation, biological process: nucleosome assembly; chromosome condensation; negative regulation of DNA recombination. Bases 149 to 724 code for a protein of 191 amino acids. NCBI's taxonomy places the organism in Eukaryota, Viridiplantae, Streptophyta, Magnoliopsida, Fagales, Fagaceae. Gene Ontology annotation, cellular component: nucleus; nucleosome; nucleolus. Gene Ontology annotation, molecular function: nucleosomal DNA binding; double-stranded DNA binding.